ACGUGCGGACAUUGUGUGCUCUUGCGGGAACCUUUUUACUGCAUGAUAAAUCAAGCAGAUUCGGCGCUAAGCAUGGAGAUGACUAACAUUUGUGCCGGUAGUAGAGGAGAUUAACUUUAUUUGCCGUUCUGUUUAGUUAGUAAAAGGUUUUGGUUAAGGCCACGUUCAUUUUUGGUUUGCAGGGGCUCCGUUUUAGCCCAAGCCCAUGUCCAUUUUGUCUUGUGACUGAUAUCAUAGCUAACUCUGAAGCUAAUUUUUUAGCUACCAAGUUGUCAUACUAGGGGAACUAGCUAGUUUCUUGAUGUGGUUAGUAAUGUUGAAGUUUGUAAAGAACGAAUUUGAUAUCCUGGUGACUGUAUAGCUGCUAAACACUGUAUCUGAACCAGACCAGCUAGUCAGCUUUGGCUGGCAGGGAGCUUUACCUCAGUAAUAGCUAACUAUUUAGCUAGCAUGGAAGUACACGGGCUCGCUACUUCCGUCGUAGUUGUUUUGUAGAUAUACUAGCGGGCUAGUAUAGAAGCAAAAGCUCCUCAACAUUUAUUUGAUUGCUUAGGUUAUUAAGCUUCGGAUUGGUUAAUUUCCUAAACUAACUACCAAUUUCCUAAGCUAAUAAUAGAUGGCUGUGUAGUUGAUGGAAGUACCAUGGACUUUGUAAAUUCAGUAACAAGAAGUGUGUCUUUUAAGUUUACGUGAAUUUGCUCCACAGUCCCCCUGGAUGAUGCUCUUUUGAGGCUUUGUUAAUUCCUCCAGCUUCAUCUCGAAUAUAAUACCAUUUUGUAAGAGAGAACCACGAAACUCCAUCACAACUAUCACGAUGACUCCGUUGAAGUGGAUGUUGAAGCUCUACAUAUACACAGCGUGUGGAGAAUUGCAACCCUUCCACUGAUGUGCUCUGGAUGAAGUUCAGUGACUACUGUGCUCAUUUGAGUACUUCCUGACUGAAGAUGCAACACAAUGGCUCAUGGACAGAAUUUGAAGACUGUCUGAUUGGAGGGUGUUGAGCAAGUCAAAGGAGCAAUUUGGACAUGGAUCAGUUUACUAAAGACGAUGACCUUUCAAGUAUGAUGGAUUCUGUAGAAAUUCCCACAUCAGAAUUGAACUGUGUGAAUUUGGUGGCAAAUUCUAUGCGAGACGCAAAUCCUGAAACAAGGCAUGAUGGAGAAAAUGGUGUUUUUUCUGUGAGAGAUCAGUCAAGGUACAUUACGCCAGAACAAAUGGCUCUUUCAAAAAAUUAUCCUGCACCUGAUAAACCUUUGUAUGGGACAGCACUAGAGUCUGCAUCAUUGACUGUGACUAAUCUGGAGGAUUACUCGGAUGUUAGCAGCUGUUCUGAAGCAGAUUUCGGACACAUUUUGAACAGCUUGGAAAAAAACCCUGACCAGUCUUCUGAGUGUCAGGAUACAGGGAGCUCUAGGGAUAAAAACGAAUUGGAAAAAGAUUUUUGUCAAGCUGGAAGACAUGAUGCGUGGGCAGCAAGUGACACAGUCACAGGAAAACAAGAUGUCUGUAGAGCCUCUCCUGAGACAGAGGGUGAAGUACCAAGUGGCAGUUUUGAUAUUGUGAUGGAUUGUGAUAGUCAGGGAGAAAGGUUCUUAGAUCUUGAAUAUCAGUGCUCACAUCCAAGUACCACAGAAGAUGAAAAUGGAAGUGCUUUGAAAACUGAGGAACAGAUGAAAGGAAGACUUCUUAUCCAGAACACAGACUGUGGUGUUACUGAAAGGAGCCAGAUUUGCAAAGACGCAACUACUCCGAUAAGUCCUGUUUGUGCCUCGGAUUUAAAUGUCACAAAGCAGAAUAUAGAAAAUGAGAAGAAUGCUAUUUGUACUGGAAGCAUACAUGUACAAAAUGAUUACCAAUUAAAAGGGAUCAGUAACAUUUGUGAGAUCAAAAAUAAUACUCCAGAAUGUGAAUUAAAGCAUAAUGUUAACACUGCUCAUGAUAAUGAGCCAGAGUAUGACCAGACAAAGAGCAGUCAAGAGGUUGAACGCAGCAGUUUUGAAUUUUUACAGUCAUGUCUUGGUUUGAGCAGUUUGGACCAUACAAAAUUGGAUCAAAAUGCUGCAGAUAUUUCGUUGCCGGAGAGUAUGACUCGGCUCUCCCAGAAUUGUGAGGUUAAUCAUCCACAAUCCCCGGUUCUUGUAAGAUCUGCACUUGAAUCUGUACCCAGAGGUCAGAUAAAAGUGACAGCAGAAGAUUGCCUGCAGGAACCCCCUAUACCAGGUACUGACCGUAGUACUUUUGUGUCUCUGGAACCGGGACAGGAAAAUGACGCUAUGGAAGACCAGAGCAUUGGGAGCUUAGCAAGAACUGAAAUUACAUAUGACACUGGAAUUAAAAACAUGGCUUCCUUAUUGUCAUCCAAGAAGUUGAUGAGAAAACUCCAGCCUGUAGUCCUUAUGAAGAGAACCAAGUGUAUUGCUAAAGAUGGAAACAUGUACGUUUGUUCUGUGUGCCAGAAGAACACGCAGAAUUUAGAUGAACUUAUUGAACACCACCAUUGCAAACAUUCAAAGCAUACAUUUCAGUAUUGCCUUACCUGUGGUGCCUAUUUUUCUAAUGGAGCAAUGGCAGCACAACAUUUGUGUGAGCAAAUCGGGCCAAAAGAUGUGCAGCAGUCUGAUACAAUACUGUCAACUACUAAGCAACUGACUGACAAGUUUAAGGUAACAUACCUAUGUAUGUACUGCCAAAAACCAUUUGUUAAAAUGUCUUACCAUCAAGACCAUGAGCAAAGACACAGAACUGUGACACAGCAUAGGUGUAAUUGUUGUGGCUUAUACUUUCCUCAUGCAAAAAAACUUAACGCUCACAAACGAAAAGUCAGAUGCAAUCCUUUGAUACUGGACCCCAGUGAACCAAGGAAAAAAUGUUCAGAAAUGGACCAAAAAAAUCCAGCUAAACCAGCCUUUACAGUUGGAGUUGAUGGUUGCCAGCUUGGGCUUCAUGAUUGUUUUGUAAAACUUGUAGACAUAAACAAGAAACAGUGGUCUCCACAAAAAAUUAAUUGCCCUGUUUGUGGGAAAAGUUUCAAACUUAGAGCACAACUGAAAGGACACCUUAGAUGGCACACAGGUACAAAGCCUUUUAAAUGCAGCAAGUGUCAGAAGGUUUUUAAAUAUUCCUGGAAUCUUGACAAACACAGAAAGGAGCCGUGUUCUGGAAACGUCACAAAGCAACACAUUUCUAAACCAUCUAUUACAGGUAGAAUUUUUGGUAGAUUUGUAUGCCCCACCUGUCCACAGAUUUUUAGGUACUCCUACAACCGAACUCGACACAUGCGACAGCGAUGUUUGAAAGAAUAUAUGCAAAUGGCGAAAGGAAAAGUGGGAAACAGAUAUAAAUGUCCCUUAUGCACUGAAACAUUUUCCCUGGCUUCUAAUCGGAAUAGACAUAUUAAAAAAACUUGCUUUCAGCAAUAUAAAUUACUGAGGAACGCGGACAAAAAGAAACUGGCCGAGGAAAAUGCCGAAGAAGAAAACUAUGAAAAGCAAGUGCUGCCCACAGAGAAUUUGGCAUGCUAUAAAUGCAAGGUAUGUGCAGCUUCAUUUGCGCAUAAAUCUGGAGUCUAUAGACACAUGAAAAAGCACUCAUUGCUUCAGCAUUCUAUAGUACCAGUGGACAAAAAUGACAGCCUCCCUGAUGUGAAAGGCUCGGACUCCAAUAACGAGAGACCUCAAAGUCAAGAGUGUUCAAGCCAAAUGCCUUCUGAUGCGGUCACUAGUCAAUCUUUCCUUUGCAAUUUCUGUGAUAAAUGCUUCAAUUCAAGUGACUCCUUGAAGACUCAUUUGCAGCUACAUGGGGGAAAGAAACCCUUCCACUGCUUGGACUGUGGUAAAAACUUUGGAAGGCGUGGACACUUAAUAACUCACAAAAAUGUUCACAAGCGAAGGAUACAGUGUUCUGUCUGUAAGAAAAUUGUGCCCACUAUUGGAGAUUUGUUGAAACAUAGACAAUCCCACAUAAAAAAGGGCAUGCUUCAGUGCCCUGAUUGUCCAAUGCAAUUCAAGUUUCCUGUAUUCUUGCUCCGACAUGUUGCAAGUCAUGCAAAGAAAGAAGCCAUACUGAAGUCAUCUCUGCCUGCUGAAACGUUCUCCAAAAACUCUGCAGAUGAAAAAGUAAAAGAAUUCAAAGAAUCCUUUUGUUGUGAAGUAUGCCAAAAAGAAUUUGUUGAUUCCAAAACACUGAGUGAGCACUGUUUAACUCACAUUCCAAAACCUUCUGUUUCCAAAUGUCCAUUUUGUAAGAAUAACUUCACAAGCCGAACUGCACUGAUUCGGCAUAUCCGUCUGCACACUGGUGAAAAACCUUUUCCCUGCAAGACCUGUGGAAUACAUUUUCACCGGAAGGAACCCCUCAGAUUUCAUGAAGAGAAAUGCAAGGGAUUGCCAGAAAAAAACCUCUCUCAAUCAACCGCAGCACAAACGCAUGAGAAAUGUGAAAUAAAAGCAGCAUCUAAGUCAGAAAAAGUUCAAAAAAAAUUUGCAUGUUCAUACUGCCCACACAUAUUUAACAUGUCAGGUAAUUUGAAAAUGCAUGAAAGAGCUCACUUGGCUAACAGCCUUGUGCCAUGUUUAAAGUGUGGGAAAUAUUACAAAAAGAACAAGAUCUGUGGACAUCGUAAACGCUGCAGCAUCAAAGAAUCCACUGCUGGAGAGACGCUCAAAAGUGAAAAAUCUGGAAAUGCACAAAGAAGUGAAUGCAAAAGUACCAAUUUAGUUGUUGGAAACAGAACGUGCAGAGUAUCAAAAGAAAUGGGGACACGUAUCAAGGCCAAUUUUAAGUUGCAAUGCCCGCAUUGCCCUAAAGGUUUCCAGUACAAAUCUUACUUACUAAGACAUCUUAAUUCUCAUUUGGGAAAAAAAGAGUUGGCAUUUAAGAAUGUUGGUCAGAAAUCUGACAAUCAGAGCAUCUGUCAACAGCACGAGGCCUUAUGUGAUGGUGUGUUGAAGCAGUCUGAAGCAAAGCAACUGAAUGAAUCUGAAGAAACCAAGAUCAUGCCAGAUUGUGCUGCCAGUUUAAAAGAAUGCACAGUAAUCAUAGGAGAAAAUGGUGAGCAGUUGAAGUGCAAUUUUUGCACAAAAACCUUUACAAAACCUAGAUAUCUCAGAAGGCACAUUCUUACUCACACAGAAGUCAAGCCAUAUCGUUGUAAAACAUGUGAAAAUUGUUUUUCUCGAUACGAUCAUCUGAAACAUCAUCAGACACGAUGUAGAGGCAAAAAGCAACAACUUGAGGUGCAUCUCGAACAGGUUGCUUUUGACCAUGUUGGCUCUCAAGCAAAGCAACAGCCACAUUGUGAGGUGUUUGAAUGCAGUAGUUGUUCAAAGACCUUUUCUACACACAGCAACUUAACAAGGCACACUUCCAUGCUACAUUCUACUUUCAAACCAUUUUCCUGUAAAAACUGUGGUACUGGGUUUACCUCUAAGGACAGUCUGAGGAGACACGGCAUCAGGGUGAACUGCAGGAUGACCUCAGCAGAGUGCUUGGAACCAGAGCAAUUACCAACCAAGUUGAAUACUACUUCAGUGCAGUCUUGCAGAGAAACCUCUAAACUCAUGCAACGUAUAGAGGGGCACUACUCCAAUAAAUGGAAGUACCAGUGUGAGUAUUGUCCUCGCCGCUUUAAAACCUUAACACAAUUAAAAUUGCAUACUCGUCUUCAUACAGGGGAAAAGCCAUUUGGAUGUGCAAGUUGUGAUGAGCGUUUCAUCAGAAAAGACUAUUUAAAACGGCACUUGUCUAAAUGCAAUGGGAAAAGAGAAGGUCCUGAAGUGCUGUGUGAGAGAUGUGGUGGUUUGUUUACUCAGGAGGCUCUUGAAAUGCAUCUAAACAAAUGUAUCAUCAGCUUAAAGUCCACUGACUGCCCUGUAAGUGUAAACAGUAUUUCCAGCCCUUCAAAGGUCAAGGUGUUUUCGUGUGUCAACUGUAAUGACCAUUUUUUGUUGUUCUCCCAGCUUCAGCAGCAUAUUUUAACACAACACAGCUCUGAUGGUCUACAGCAGUCAGAUGUCCUUGAGUAUGAGCAGUUAUCUAGUAAUUUGCACAUUAAGGAGGAACCAAUAGAUGACGAUACUGAGAACUUGCAAAGCAGCCAUCAAAUAUAUGCCAGCAAUGUGCAUGAUAAUACUGAUGGUGAAAGGGAGAAACCAUUUGAGUGUGAGCAGUGCAACAUGAGGUUUAUAACUAAUGGUGGACUAGGUAUGCAUAUGCGUACCCAUACAACAAUAUACCCUCUUUCUUGUCAAAAAUGUAACAAGGGCUUUUGGAGCAAUAAUGUACAACAGAAGCACAUGAGAAAGUGUAAGGGUUUGGAAACUACAAAAAAAGAAAACACACAAGAUGCAGUUUCAUCAGAAUUGGAGGGUACACUCAAUGAUAAAGUCCUAGUCUUUAAUAAAGGCUCCAACACAACAGGAACUGGUGUACUCCAGACACAGUUUUCAUGUAAAGACCAGGAUAAAGGAAAUGCUGACAAAGGAGAUGCAGUUGUUCACAAAUAUCAGUGCUCCGAAUGCGAGCAAAGUUUUACAGAUGGGCUUGUGCUCAUAAGUCAUCUUGAGGCUCAUGGCCGUGAAGACCAAGAGCGUAGGUUAGGCAAAAGCCACCGCUGUCAGAUUUGUGGCAAGACCUUUGAUCAAGCAGGCAUGCUGCAAAGACAUGUGAAGCUCCAGCAUCAAGAAACGGUUAAGAAUACCUGCCCUGAAUGCUUUAGAAGCUUUCGCUAUCCCUCUGACUUGGACAUACACAGAUCUUGUCAUGACCCUAAUCGGCCAUUUGUUUGUAGCACAUGCAAGUUGAGGUUUUGGACUUCUAAAUCCUUGAGUACUCACCAAAGGCAUUCUCACUCUAAUGACCCACUCAAAACAAUCGAGCCUGCUCUGAAAACUGAUGAGAUGUCUCCUACAGUAUUUACUUGCCAUCCCUGUAAUAAAAUUUACACCAUCAGAAGGUCGUAUAUGAAACACUGCAGGAUUAAACAUAAAGGGCGUUCAAAAAGCAUUGAUGACCUUAAAAGUGCUACCACCGAACAUCAGUUGAGCAACCAUGAAUCGGAUGGAAGUGAUGCAGAUGAAAAAGAUGUUAGUAGUGAUGACACUGACUCUGCUCCUUAUUUUCCCUGUCAUGUCUGUGGUAAAACAUUCCUGACCUCAGAAAGUCUUGAGGAUCAUCAGAGAUGCCAUCUUGGUGAAAAGCCCUAUGAAUGUGAAGAAUGUGGCAAAUGCUUUGUUCAGCUUGUAAAUUUGCAGCAGCAUCAGCGCAGUCACAAAUCUGAAUUUCAGUGUCAAAUGUGUGGUAAAGGUUUUGUUUCACUCUUUGCAUUGCGCAAACAUAAGCACACUCAUGUUAGAAAACAUCCCCAUCGAUGCACAAAAUGUCCUUUAAGUUUCACACGAUCUUCACAACUGACAGAACAUAUGAUCACUCAUCGUGAUGAAAAUUUUCCCUGUGAUCUUUGCCACAAAAACUUUUCCUGCAAAUCAAGCCGAGCAGAGCACCGGAAAAUCCACACGGAGACCGAAGAGGAGCUCCCUCCUUUAAUUCCACCAGCAAAGCAGACUUCAUCUCCACCAGUGUCUGUCAGCCACUCGUUAAGUUCUGUUCAGCAAUACAGAUAUCGCUGUGAAAUUUGCCAGGUGCGAUUUCAAGAUCCUGAGCAGCUCUCAGAGCAUGGCUGUAAUCCAGCAAAAGAGCGCCCAUAUUCGUGUAAAGAUUGUAACAAACAUUUCUUGCAUGGUUCUCACCUUAAAAAACAUCAGCUUACUCAUCAGUUAUCUGGAACACGGUCCUUUCAGUGUAAUAGUUGUCACAUGAGCUUUAGCCACCGCCAUCACUUCCUGACCCAUUUGCAAACACAUGGUGGUGAAGAAUCUUCUAAAUCUCAAGUCGACGAUGAAGUUAAGAUAUCAAAUGCUGAUGAUUCAAAUCAGGACAAAAUCUACAGAUGCCCAAUUUGUCCCGAGAGUUUCUCUCAAGUGUUGGAACUGGCAAAUCACCUUUCUGUUCAUGCAAACAUGUGCAAUGUUUGUAACAAGACAUUCUCAACUAAACAACAACUUGAGAAACAUGAACAGUGCCAUUUGUCUGCAGCUACACAGUAUGAGUGUACAGAAUGUGGAAAGAGCUUCCUUGGAAGCGAUGCCUUUCGCCAACAUUAUUGUGUUCACCAAAAACAUUUGUCAACCACUGAUAAGAGAUCUUUAGAAAAUUCUUCUGAAGUACUCACUAAAAAUAAUGAGGAGGAGGAGGAGGUUGAUGUUGGAGAAGACUUUUAUAAUUGUCCUACCUGUAACAAACGAUUUGCUUCCAACAUCAGUUUACAGGAGCACCAAAAGUUGCAUGAAUUUGACCGUCCUUUCAAGUGUCUGGUUUGUGGAAAAGGCUUUGCCAAAAAGAAGUAUCUUACACAGCAUCAGCAAAUACACAGUGAGCGGCCCUAUCAAUGUGAUUUGUGCUCCAAUUCCUUCAAAACAGAACAGUCACUUUUGUCCCACCAUAAAUCCCAUGAUGCACAGCGUAAAUAUCACUGCUCAGUUUGUGAGAAAUCAUAUAGAUCACCAUAUGAUCUUUCAAGGCAUGAACAGAAACAUCCUGAAUUGCAAGCCUUUAGUGAAAUAAGUGGUGACCACAGAUGUGAUAUGUGCUAUAAAUCUUUCAGCCUGCUUUCUCAGCUGCAACAACACCAGGAAACUCACGUUGGACAAGUUGUCUAUGAGUGCACGGAGUGUGAUAAAGCAUUUGCUUUUCUUCAUCUUUUAGAAGAACAUCAGCAAACUCAUGGGACUUCAACAGAUUCUUUCCAGUCCCAGUCACCAUCUGACAUUCUCUUUCAAAGCCCAGUUAUUGAGUAGAGUGUACUGUAGAGUAUUUCCUGCAAUGCAGGUGAUUCUUAGUCAUUCAGUUUUCUGAACACAUUUAAACUGUAUAGUUUCUUGACUCGUUGUGGGUUCAUGCUUUUCCAUGUUAAGUCAUAUGCUUGUUUUACUAGGUUUCUCAUUUCAGUACUCCAUGUACAUAAGCAGAUUGUUUUUACUACUGCAGUUCAGAGAAUUACUUACUGAAUUUCUAGUGUUUAUAGAAACCUCCAAAUAAAUGUAAAUUAUUGCUGUAAAAUUAAGAAACUGAUUGGGAAAAUUUGCAUGCUAAGAAUAACUGAUGGGAAUUGCUGUAUACAUAUUACAUCACUACCAAAUAUUAUCAAUGGGGUUUAUAAAACAGAUUUAACUAUCCAUCCAUAAACUGUUACUUUUUUGUAUUUAUUCAAAACGGUCUUUUAUUAUUAGAUAGGUUUUCAGUUAACUUUUUUUUAAUUUGCAGACCUGAGUUGUUUAAUUCAUUUUAUAGUACUUGUGUCAUGUCCUGAUGACUGGUUUUACACAUCUAAUACCCAUGGUUAAAAAAAAAACAAAUUGACAUUAAAUUGAUAGGAUUGUUAGAAUUGUGUAUAUGCCUUUGUAUGUUCAGAUGUGAUUCUUAGUCUUGACUUUUUUUUUAGGAAUAUUUUAGUUUUGUUGGUUAAUGAUUGAUUACUUUCAUUUGCUUAAUGGGUGAUUAAGCGCGCCUACUAAGCACUUCAUGUUACUCAACAUGGUAAGUGACAUUUGUUUGUAUAUAUCUCAAUGUAUUCAUAUGUAACUUUUUUAACAUUUUUAAGACAGUUAUGGUGUUCGAUUUUCAGACAUUGACAAUAAAGUCAUUUGAAUAUA
This is a messenger RNA of Neoarius graeffei (lesser salmon catfish), 9707 nucleotides long. Its product is annotated as zinc finger protein 1035. Bases 1026 to 8852 code for a protein of 2608 amino acids. The record is from RefSeq and is a predicted model, not a curated record. The transcript is spliced from 4 exons. Lineage: Eukaryota; Metazoa; Chordata; Actinopteri; Siluriformes; Ariidae.